Molecule: messenger RNA, 2649 nt
Organism: Girardinichthys multiradiatus
Lineage: Eukaryota; Metazoa; Chordata; Actinopteri; Cyprinodontiformes; Goodeidae
Product: macrophage-expressed gene 1 protein-like
Exons: 2
Coding region: 29-2143 (704 amino acids)
Biological process (GO): defense response to bacterium
Source: RefSeq, a predicted model, not a curated record
CCACGGAUUCCCUUCAGACAGAGGCAUCAUGAAGUCUGCCCUGAAAAUCCUUGCUGCUCUUACUUUUUUUCAGAUGUGCUCCUCUGGUCCCGUGAGCCAUCCGACAAACUGGCUCAGACAAUGCCGGGCAUCCACCAACCUUUCUCUCACAGCCCUGGAAGUCCUGCCAGGAGGAGGGUGGGACAACCUACGGAACCUGGACAUGGGCCGAGUGAUGAACCUCAGCUACUUCUAUUGCCAAACCACUGAGGACGGGCUUUACCUCAUCCCAGAUGAAGUGUUUGUCAUCCCUCAGAAAGAGACAGGCGUGGAGACCAACUCAGAGAUAGUCAGCUCCUGGCUGGAGCAGAAAAGCACCACAUCUCACUCUAUAAAUGCCGACGCAUCAUUUUUCUCAGUGCUGAAUGGCAAAUUUUCUACUGAGAACACGAGGAUGAAAUCCCAUCAGGUCAAAGAUUCUUCAACUACAGCCAGAGUGCAGGUUCGCAACUUCAUUUACACAGUUAAAGCUUACCCAGACUUCACACUGGAUUCACGCUUUGUACAGCAAGUCAGAGAUAUAGCAGAUGCAACUGAAAACAACCAGACGAGGAAUGCAAACUAUCUCUCUGAGAAGAUGGUGCUGGACUAUGGAACCCAUGUUAUCACUAGUGUAGAUGCUGGGGCUUCUUUGGUGCAGGAAGACUACCUUCGUUCCUCGUAUGUGUCCGAUGGUUCAUCAGAUAGCUCCACUGUUAAAGCUCAGGCUGGAUUAAACUUUUUUGACAAACUCAAAUUUGACAUUAGUAGUCAAUCUAGCCAACAAAGCUCAUCACUUCAUACAUAUCAGUCCAACAUUCAGUACUCCCUCAUCCAAAGCCAUGGGGGCAUACCGUUUUAUCCUGGGAUCACUUUGCAGAAGUGGCAAGAAAGUACCAGGAAUAACCUGGUUGCUAUUGAUCGUUCUGGAUUUCCACUCCACUACUUUAUAAACUCAAACGCUUUCCCUGAUCUACCACAACCUACAGUUGGCAAAGUGGCUCGUACAGUGAGUAAGGCAAUAGAUCGCUACUACAAGAUCAACACCCGUCCUGGUUGUGUGGACAUCGGCUCCAAGAACUUCAACUUCCAGGCCAAUCUUGAUGAUGAUUCGUGUGAAGGCCCAGUUACCAACCUUAGUUUUGGAGGUGUGUACCAACAGUGUACAAACCUUAGCCCAGAUGCAGAUCCACUUUGUGAGGCACUAGCCCAGAAAAACAUUGCCACAGGCGAUUACUCCUGUCGCUCACCUUACACCCCAACUUUAUUACGAUCAGAAGUGAGACAGCAGGGAUACACUAAAAAUUACUGCUAUGAUGUCAGCUAUUCAUGUGGAUUCUUGUGGUUGUCCACUUGUCAUCGUAGAGACUGUGAAAAUGUGUAUCGUGUUCGCUCUGCUCGUGUAAAUACCUACUGGUGCUCUGUGAACGGACAAGCGCCUGAAAACUCUGGGUUUCUGUUUGGAGGAAUCUACGGCUCCUCCUUCCAGAACCCCAUCACCAAGUCCAAAAGCUGCCCUCAAAACUUCAUUCCAGUAAAAUUUCUAUCAGAUGGCCAAGUGAUCUGUGUGAGUAAUGACUAUGAGACCGGUACUAGGUACUCUGUACCAUUUGGAGGUCUCUUCAGCUGUGAGGCUAGUAACCCACUGGCUAAAAAGCAAAACAGAUGCCCUCCCAAAUUCAGCCAGCACAUCGCCACUGUUAGCGAUGGCUGUGAAAUUCUUUACUGUGUCCAGUCUGGACUGUUCACAGGGGGCGAGCUACAACCAAUCCGUCUCCCUCCCUUCACUAAAUCUGCUCUUGUCAGCAUGCAAGCCACCAACACAGUGAUGGUGAUGAGUGAAGGUGAACAGAGCUGGGUCAGGGUAGGGCCCUCUAAAACGUGGAAACUUGUCAAACCGGAGGAAAUCCCAAACCUUAUUCGAAAAUUUAACCCAGAAAUGAAUCAGAUGUCAAGUGGGGAAAAGGCAGGAGUGGCAUUCGGAGUGAUGGGUUUGAUUGCAUUGGUGGUCAUAGUGGCAGUGAUUCUUGUUAGGAGGAGAAGGAGGUACUCUGGAUUUAGGUCAAGUGAAUAUCAGACAAUAGGCGACGAGGCAGAGAGGGAGACGGCCCAAGAGGAGGCUUAAAACAACACUGAAAGGCUUUAGAUGUAGCUUUUAACUUCCUUGUUGAUUUUAGAACUUUUGAUUCAGAAAAGACCUUUUCACACAUAUUAAAGAUUUCUUUUGUGAAACAGCUGGUUUCUUCUUAGCAUACAAAACUUUGCAUUAUGAAUCAUAAAGGUUAGAAUGGCACUGCUUUUGAGGAAGUUGUAACCUUAUGGCAUUUUAAAAGAUAAAGUGCAAGAUGGAGCAAGCAAAACUGAUUUUCAAACUCCAUAAAGCACAAUUGCUGCCUCCAUGUGACCUAUAUGCACAUGGCAAAAUUGUACACUUACUGUAUAUUUUUUCACAUUAGUCAACUUUGUAUGGUUUAAUGCUACUUUUAGUUUGUAUUUUACAUGUGAAAUAUUUAGUAAAAAAGGAUUCAAAUAAUUAACGUUUGUAUCAUCGUGAUUUGUAUCAUAUUUAUGUAAAAAAAGCUUGAGUUUACUUUUUGUAUACUGCUAAUAAAAUUUGCAUUAUGCAAAUCA